AUGUUCUUCCGCUUUUUGCAAGCUGCCGGCAGCUCUUCUACCAUCUCCAUCGGUGCGGGCGUAAUUGCUGAUAUUGCCCCAGCAAAGGAAAGGGGUGGCUUCAUUGGCGCCUUUGCUGGAAUCCGGCAGUUCUCCAUGGCCAUUGGACCCGUCCUGGGCGGCGUCCUGGCCGGAACACUCGGCUUCCCCUCUAUUUUCUGGGCGCUCGUACUCCUGGGCGGCUUUGUCGUCAUCCUUAUUGUCAUAUUACUUCCUGAGACGUUAAGAGCGAUUGCAGGCAAUGGGAGUGUGCCACUAACUGGGCCACGCUACGAGCCUCUGUAUCGCAAAUGGGCGCCGUGGCGGAAGGAGGGCGCUGCUAUGUCGACGGAUUCGACGGCCGACAAGGUGCCUGAGAGGAUGACAGUGCGAAUGUUUCUCGAGCCGAUGCUCUUCCUCCUCGAGAAAGACGUUGCAUGCACUCUCUUCUUCGGUGCCGUCAUCUACACCGUUUGGUCCAUGGUCAGCGCGAGCACGACCUUCAUCUUGCUCCACGCCUAUCACCUCUCGACCAUACAAAUCGGCGCGUGCUUCCUCCCCAACGGCAUCGGCUGCGCCAUCGGCUCCACCAUCGCCGGCCGGCAGAUGGACAAGGAGUUCCGCCUGGCCGAGGACUCGUACAAGUACGCGCACGACCUGCCGCGCGACCACAAGCUGCCCAAGUCCGACAUGCCCGCCGACUUCCCGCUCGAGCGCGCCCGCCUCGCGCAGCUGCCGACCAUGACCGUCGUCUUCGCCUUCGCCGUCAUCAUGUACGGCUUCAGCGUCAGCUCCGGCGGCUCGCUGGUCGUGCCGCUGAUGGCCCAGUUCGCGACCGGCUACGCCAGCACCGCCGUCUUGAACUUGAACAACACCCUGACGGUCGAUCUCUAUCCGGGAAAGAGCGCUGCGGCGACGGCGGUCAACAAUCUGGCGAGGUGUUUGCUCGGCGCGAUAGGGGUGAGUUUGACCGAGGUGGCGCUGAAACAUGUGAGCCCGGCGAUCCUGUUCUUGAUUUUGGGUUGCAUCGUUUUUGCAUCUACCCCAAUGGCAUGGGCAGAGUGGACAUACGGUAUGAGGUGGAGGGGACAGAGAAAGGAGAGGAUGAAGAGGAGGCAGGAGGAAGAAACGGGGGCGUGA
Molecule: messenger RNA, 1158 nt
Organism: Lasiodiplodia theobromae
Lineage: Eukaryota; Fungi; Ascomycota; Dothideomycetes; Botryosphaeriales; Botryosphaeriaceae
Product: MFS transporter
Exons: 4
Coding region: 1-1158 (385 amino acids)
Biological process (GO): transmembrane transport
Molecular function (GO): transmembrane transporter activity
Source: RefSeq, a predicted model, not a curated record